UUCAAAAGCCAAAAAAAAACUUCUUUUUCUCCAUUGCUAUGUCCAUUGCCACAUUGUGGAAACCCCAAAACUCUAUCUUUUAGAGUUGAAAAUAAUCACAACAUUUUCAGCUCUCAAAGAUUUUACGACAAUGUUGAUGAUGACAUGGUAGAUAAAGUGAUUGAAGGCCUAACAAUAGAGAAAGGGAGGUUUUUUUUCGAGGCAAGAGAAAAAACUAGUUCAAUUCUUGAAGUACUAUCAUCAUCAACAUUGUCAAAGAGCACUAAUAAUAGUAGUAAUGAGGUCGAGUAUCUACCUUUUAAUGAGUCAUGUGUUAUAAAGCUAUCGAGUUCGAGGGAUCCUUAUGGGAGUUUCAAGAAAUCAAUGGUAAAAAUGGUUGAAGCAAAUCAAGGGAUUAAAGAUUGGGAUGAGUUUCUUGAAGAGAUGUUGGCUUGGUAUUUGGAAGUUAAUGAGAAAAAAAUUCAUAAGUAUAUUAUUGGUGCAUUUUGUGAUUUGUGGAUUAGCUAUUCAUUUACUUCAACAACAAAUACUCCAAAUUCAUUUUCAUUUAGCUCUAGUGAACCUAAGGCUGAGAUUUCAACAACACCAACAUCCAAUGUAAUUUCGUAAGUACUGGAGAGUUUGGGUAGAAUAGGGGUAGGAUUUAUGCAGACUCUAUUAUUAUACUUUGUGAGGUAAAAAAUUGUUUCAGAGAGUA
Messenger RNA from Solanum stenotomum, 697 nucleotides. Its product is annotated as transcription repressor OFP13-like. Gene Ontology annotation, biological process: negative regulation of DNA-templated transcription. The coding region runs from base 145 to 609 and encodes 154 amino acids. NCBI's taxonomy places the organism in Eukaryota, Viridiplantae, Streptophyta, Magnoliopsida, Solanales, Solanaceae. The transcript has a single exon. The record is from RefSeq and is a predicted model, not a curated record.